Messenger RNA from Symbiodinium sp. CCMP2456, 765 nucleotides. The record is from the annotation of a GenBank genome assembly. Lineage: Eukaryota; Dinophyceae; Suessiales; Symbiodiniaceae.
AUGGACCUACUCUUCAAGCUUUCAGCUGCUGGUCGUAGUUCUACGAACACGUGUCGAAACCUUCAUCGGCUCAUACAUCGUGAGAAUAUGACAGUGCCAGUGAGCAUCAACUUUGUGACUGUUCCAGUCCGACGGAGACGUCCUGUUCUCAAGAAAGUGGACAUUGCCUACCCCGUGAUAUAUCCAAGCAGUUGGAUGAAGUUUCUGCUGCGAGAGCGGAGCUACCUGGUCUUAGGUGGAAUCCAUAUCAAGCAUACUGCGAGGUGGCAAACCAUGCUUUCAGAAUUUUGGGCGUUGCACAGUGGCUAUGACCCUUUGCACAGCUACUGUACUCGAUUCCUCUACACUGUCGUGCCAGCUGAACUAUACUGGAAGGAUGCCACUCUGGAUAAGCUCAACGGGGCUUUCGCUGCAGACCUUUGUGAUUUGUACAACAACGGUCUUACUGUCGACUCUCCUCUGGGACCUACAACCAUCUACUUUUGCGUGGUGGGGGUCAAGGGGGACUGGGUCUACUUGCGGAAGGCGAUGACUUUGAAGACCGGCUGGCAAUGCCAGCGCAAGUGCCACUUGUGCACCAGCAACGAAUGGUUCAACCUCGCAAUGGAUGCACCGUGGCGCUCUGAAGGUGGGGGCCCGACUCCAUUCAAGGUCGAUCGAUCGCCCUUGUUCACAGUGCCUGGGCUGGGAGCUCCGGAGCGUGCUUUGGUCGAUCCGGCCCAUACGUGGCACAUUGGGUCACUGGGAGGCAGCAAGUACAGUUGA